Messenger RNA from Spodoptera frugiperda (fall armyworm), 9654 nucleotides. RefSeq lists its product as uncharacterized. Gene Ontology annotation, molecular function: protein binding. Gene Ontology annotation, biological process: transcription by RNA polymerase III. The transcript is spliced from 30 exons. Bases 307 to 6885 code for a protein of 2192 amino acids. Lineage: Eukaryota; Metazoa; Arthropoda; Insecta; Lepidoptera; Noctuidae. The record is from RefSeq and is a predicted model, not a curated record. Gene Ontology annotation, cellular component: transcription factor TFIIIC complex.
UAGCACUUCGUAUGAGCGAUCAUAACCUAAGAAUUUAAUUUUCAUGCGAAUUCGCUUUCAUUUUACAUCGUGUUAUGUGGAUGUAAGUUCGUACAGUUAUUGCAAAUGUGAAUAAUAUUAAACAGAGAUUUAGUAAGUGUUGAGUGUUUGUGGUUUUCAUUAUAAUCCGUCGGUAAUGUGUUUUGUGUAAAAAUGUCAAGAAUUAUCAUCGAAAUGUAGGCUGAACGUCUAGCGUCGAAAAAAUUUUGAGCUUGUUUGAAGAAUAGAACAUGCAAUUGAAAAUGAAUCAAUUAUAACAUUUUGAAAAUGGAUACAAAAAGUCUUCAGAAAAAUAAACAACCAAAAAAGAUGAAAACUGCCAAGGAUAAGCAUGAAGUAUUUGUACUUCCUCCGGACCUUUUGAAGAAACUUGGCAUUAGUAUAGGAAACAUAAAUGUGAACCAAGUGAAUUCUUCUACACCUGCCAUUGAGCUGCCCAGCAAUGAAAAUAUCAAUAAUGGGUACCUCGAAAAUAUUCCAAAUCAAAAUUGUAGUCAGAUGCCAUCUGACAACUCUAUUUUGGAAACUGCUACAUUAAUGAAGAAAUCAGUCUUUUUGAGCCCUACAUUUGUUCCAACUAUUGCUAAUGGUAUUCCCGAAGAAAUCAAAAUUACAAACAAAAGUUUUGUUCCAGAAACUGUUACUGAAACAAACUUGCCAGGUCCUGAACCUGUGAGUUCCAUUGAAGUUUUGAAUGUCUCUGAUGACAUUACAGAAGAAUGUCUCCGUGGAGAUAGUGCUAAUUUACAGUUUGAUAUUUCCUUCAAUGGAGUACCAACAUCUCUGAAUGGACAUGAAAUGGAAAUUGAAGAAAAUAUGAAUGUGAUUUUAGAAGACCACAUAGCACAAGUAGCAAACGGCGAUAUUAAUUCGUUUAUUGAUGACCAAUCAUUUGAAAUAAAUAGUGAUAUAGAAUUGACCGUAAAUUCCACAGACACAGAUCCAAAUCCAAUGUCCAAUGGUGAAAAACCCAUACAAAAUACAUCUAAAAUAAACAUUAUCUCUGAAGAAACAAUCCCUCUUUCGAAACUUAGAGAACUGAAAUCUUUAAAAUUAUGUAAUGUGAAAAAUUUAACACCUAUUACAGUGCAAUCUAUAAUUGAAACAAAAACGAAUCAUGAAAUCAGUAAAUCUGAAGAACAGAUGAAUGUUCCAAUCAUUACAGUGCCUUUAGAAAUUAAAAAUAUUAAACCAAGCUUAGAUUUAGAGGAAAAUGUUGAAAAUAUACAGACUGAAGCCACAAUUUUCAAAAUAACAGAGAACACUCCAGUUGUGAUUGAGGAAACUAUAAAACACACUAAUAACAAAUCUGUAACAAAGGAGUCAUGUAACAUCAAGAAAAUACAUUCAGAUAAAAAUAAUUCUAGUGUUGUUAAGGAUGAAAGUAAUGUAAGUGAUAUAAAUAAAUCAGACAACCUGUCAGACAGUCAAUCGAAUUUGAAUACAGUAACUAAAACGGUUACCAAAGAAAUAGAUAAAAAUGAAAAUAUUUUCCAGAAUUGUAAUGGGAAGACUGAUGAAAAUGAAGAUUCAAAUUUAGAUUGCACUGUAAAACCAGACAUUGUUGAAAAUCAUAAAGAAUUAGAUACAGUGGGGACACAUAGUACUGAACAAACUAUUAUUGAGCAAAAGCAUGGCAUGGAACCUAAAGUAAUGUCUAAAUCCAAAUCUGCAGUUAAGAAAGACAGUAAACAAUCUGAUACAGAACCUGAAGAUGAGAAAUCAGAACACCUUGAAUUAGCUAGUAUUUUAAAUGCAACUAAAACAUUGGCAAACAAUAAUGCAGAAAUUAAAGUAGAUAAAGUUAAGGAGAUAGCUGCAUAUUUAAAGAAGUUUUCCCACAUUUACACAGACAAAAAUAAAUCAAAGAAAGCUCUUCAGAAUGUUCCAAAUACAAAGAAAACUAUUAAUUUAAAGACAAACACAACUGAAUCCAAAUUAAGCAUCCAAGGAGUAGAAAAGCCUGGUGGAAGCAAAAAAGAUAAAGAACACACUGGUGAGUGCAAGGUCGUUAAAACCUACGCUAGGCAAAUUCUUCCGAAACGGAGUAAUAAGUCCACACCUAAGUUGCAUUGUCAUGCAAAACAAGAUGUGAUGGUGGACCAGGAAUUGGAUGCAGUAAAUGUUGCGACAUCUAAUAAAAUCCAGGAAUUUUGUUUGUGUUAUGAUUUUGGCCGUUUAGCUUACUAUGAUAGUGAUAAUUCAUAUGAGCACAUACAUUUUAAGAAUAAUAAUAGCGCUAAUUGUGAAUUAGCUACAAUAUUUUCUAUAUACAGUGAUGAGCCAGUUGUAAAUAGAGAUAGAGACGAAGUAGACGAAGAGGAUAAGACUGAAGAAAAUGUAGAUAUUUCUGUUUGUUGGAAUUUAUUUGAAAACGAAUUUUGUGAAAAUAUAAAUGAUUCGGAAGCAGGACCAUUAUUAGUUGAUGAUUGCGUCGUAGAUGAUGCUUCUCCUAGUGACAUUCAAGUGUCACCUGUAAAUAAUACAGUUCCCGAUACAAAUGAUGGAACUGUGUCUGAAAUUCAGCCUGAGGUUCAAAUUGUGAAUAAUUCUGAUAUUAUUUUAGACACCAAUGACCAUGAUAUGGUUGAAGCUGAAACCAAAAAAUGCAAUAGUGUUAUAGAUGUAGGCAAGCCUUUGAGUGCUAAUGUACAGGAUAGUAGCAGUUCUGCAGACAGUGGGCAUACAAGUACUAAUCCAGGAAGUCCUCGAUCUAAUGUUAUGCCCACUGCACCACAAACAGAACCAGGAUCUUCAGAGAUAAGUAACAUCAUGCCACAGACAUCCAACCAUGAUGAGAGUAAUAAGGAAGUUCAGAAAACUACCGCCAAGGAAGCAAAAGUUGCUGCAGCUAAACCUGCUGAAAAGAAUUCUCGAAAGCGAAGUUUCUUAGGCAAAGAUAAGGGUGAGCCGUCUUCAAAGAAGAAUAUAAAGUGUGCAAUUUGUGAAGACUUGUUUUCUCAUGCAGAAUGGGACGACCACGUGGCCAACGAACACGAUCUAAUCGCUUGGAAAGUUGGCUCUCGUAUUUAUUUGGACGAUCGAGAUUUAGUGCGCAAGUUGAAAGAAAAGUUGAAGGCCGAUGGCAAGUUGGUGUGCAGUUUAUGCGGUAUGACAACGAACAGAUUUAAUCGGUUCAACGAUCAUGUUAAAUACUGCAUACAGAAAAAGAUGUCUGGCGAAAGUGAAAAAGUUGAGAAGCCCACCCGCAAAUCAAGAGCGCCCGUGGAAGAAAAUGUAACUUGUGGUGUAUGCGAUAAGACUAUGUCGUCGGAUAUGUGGUAUGGACAUAUAGGCAGGGAUCAUAACUAUUUGGCGUGGCAGAAAGGAGAUACUCCUUUAGAUUUGUCAAACGAGUCAGCAGUUUGGGAGCACUUGCAAAAUAUAAUUAGGACUAAAGGAACACUGACUUGUUCUAAGUGCGGGCUCAAUCGUAGCCGUGUUAAGCUAUUUUUGGCGCAUGUCAAGACUUGUGAUGGCACUAAGCAUUUAUUGGAUUCUGGGAUAAGUACGGACUUGAAUGCGUCAGUUUCUGAUGAUGCCGCCCUGGGACAAUCGGGACAAAAGGGGAUUGUGAAGUGUGGAGUGUGCCAAGCAGAGAUGGUGAACUCAGCUUGGAUGGACCAUAUAUCGAAGAAACAUAAUUAUUUGGCCUGGCCGCAGGGACAGACUCCUAUGGACUUUGGUGACGAAGAAGUAGUGUGGAAUCAUUUGCAGCAGUUUGUCAGGAGGUAUGGCGGACUGACAUGUCACAAGUGUGGCAUUGUACGUAAACGGGUCAAAUUGUAUUUGAGUCAUAUUGAAGAGUGCGAUGGUUCUGAAAAUAGCCAAGCGGACAUUUCGUUUGCCAACGAAAGUUUGAAUACUACAACUCAGUCUCAGUCGGCUGAGGACUGGUACGAAGUGCCGGUGGUACAGGAAGAAAGGAAAGUCAUUAAAUGCGGGGUUUGUAACGAAGAGGUUACCAUCGUGGACUGGUUACAUCACAUUGGCAAGGAACAUAACCAUCUGGCGUGGAAAGAGGGUUGCAAACCAGUGAAUCUAGACGAUGAGUCGGCUGUAAAAAUGCAUCUUCUAGAAAUUUCUAGACAGAACAAUGGUUUGAAAUGCUAUAAAUGCGAGAAAAAGAUCAAGUAUCCUAAAGUAUAUUUGCAACAUAUAAAAGAAUGCAAUGGUGGCGUGAACACUUCUGUAUCAGAAAACGUUAACGUUAGUUGGAUUGAAGAUUUUAAUAAAAAAGACGUAAAAGAUGAGAUUCUAACCUGCGGCGUGUGCGCAGCUAAAGUAGAAGGCUCUGAAUGGAUCUCGCAUAUAGAGACUCUUCAUCAGUACCUGGCGUGGGUGGAGGGACAGCCACCUAUUGACUUGAAUAACCAGACAGCCGUGCAGCGUCAUUUGUACGAUAUGACUAAAGUGUUGGGCGGUCUGGUCUGCAACAAGUGUGGUCUCAAGAGGAAGUACGUCAAGUCGUUCCAGGAACAUAUUGCGACAUGCGAUGGGAGAAGGAAACUUACUGAUGUCUCUCUGGAGUUGAUGAGUAAAGAGAUCAUAGAGUGUGGUGUGUGUGGAAAAACAAUGCCUCCCAAGGAAUGGAAGACUCACUCCAUGGGGGAACAUUACAACAUCGCUUGGGUGGUCGGAGAUCCUCCCAUUGAAAUAAACAACCCCUAUGCAGUGGAGAGUUAUCUAAAGGAAUACCAGUUUGCUCACCACAAGCUGAUUUGUAAGGUGUGUGGCAUCAGCAGAGUGUCCUACGUCGGGUUCUACGCACACAUCAUUGUCUGCGGGAAGUCGGAAAAGGAAACGGAGAUAUAUAAAAGCAUGUGCGAGAUAUGCAACAAUAAGUACCUGCGUAUAUACAAGAGUCAGCACAUGACUAUGCACAAGGAGAAGGAAUUAGCGAUAGAGCGUAGGAUACUGGCAGAAAAAGAGAAAGAGUUGAAGAAAGAGGAAGAACUUAAGGACGACGUCAUUCAACCUGGACGCAGGAAGGCAGCAGAGAAAGCAAAGACCGUGAUUGAAAAGUAUAAAAACAGUCUUCACCAUGGUAGCCAUCGUUGUACGAAGUGUAGAUUUAGUACAGACGUUGAGAAAGAGUUGUUAGAUCACGUGUGUGUGGAGAAAUGGGAUGAUGGAAGUGACUCCGAUGUUUCUGUCAAGCUGGAAAUGUGUUCGGAAGAUGAAACGGAGUCUGAAACCGACACUGAGGUGGACUCCAACGUAUCUGAUGAGGAGCAGGAAGCUCGUGAGGAGUUCAUGAUCAAGAAGAAGAAGCACUCGGAUAGCCAUGCUGCAAAAAUAAUUCGAUUACCAUACCAAGUGAAGAAUAUAAGCGUUUAUAUGAAGAGGAGUACUGAAGAAUUUAUCGACAGGUAUCUAACAGAUGAGAUUUUGUUCCCGAUGUGGCAUAACUGUUUGUUGGAGGAAGUACCAGAGAGUGAGAUCGUUAAUUACAUGCCACCACUUGAAGAGUCCUGUAAAGUCAGGUUCGAUGAUACCCACGACUGGACGACGUUCAAACGAUUCGAAGCGCAGAGCACCAAAGAUUUAUUAGUAAUGUUCGUGGGUGCGAGUAUUCAAGCUAUAUCGUGGGCACCUUCGAACCCGGACACGGAGAUAGCUUGCAAUCAGUCUCAGUUCUUGGCCGUGGCAAUACAUCGCGGGCCUGAUGCACCGCGCCACGUCUGGGACACGACUCCGGUUGAACCGGGGCUCGUGCAGAUAUGGGACUGCGGGAAUUUGAUUUCGUCUACACCACGACUUGCGCUUGGAAUAACGCACGACUUUGGAACAGUGUGGGCCAUCGACUGGUGCCCGUCGGGAGUGAGGGAUAUGUUAGAAGACUUGCCCAAUACAAACAACAUGCCAAGACUGGGGCUACUCGCUGCAGCCUGCUCUAAUGGAACCGCUUACAUCUUCGCUGUACCAUACCCAUCGACUGUCACUGAGAAGGAACAACCUUUUUAUAAACUGAAGCCGGUUGUUGAACUCAGAUUAACAAAUGGAAAUAGAAGGGUGUAUCAGGCCACUGCUAUCAAAUGGUCUAUGCAAAAAGGACAUUCUCAAGUUGUAGUAGGGUAUGCCGAUGGUACAACGGCUUACUACGAUUUGAAUAGUGAUUCGCCCCUACUACGGAGCAUGGAAAAUGACGUCACAAUAUUUUACCCCUUCCACGAUGAACGCGCUCAAAAUUCCUCCAUCGAGGACGUGGCGCUGUACCCGGGCGGCGCUGGCUGCGUCCGCGGCGCGGGCGCGGUGUGCGCGGGCAGCGUGAGCGGCGCGGGCGGCGGCGCGCUGCAGUCGCACGUGGCCGCGCUGCGCCUGCUCUACCCGCCGCACUGGCCCGCCGCGCUGCUCGCCGGGGACGACUGUCUCGUGAACCAGUCCAUCAACGAGUUGGAGUGGUGGGGCGGGGGGCGGCGCCUGGGCGGCUCGAGCCGCGCGGCGGGGUGCCAGUGGUGCGGCCGCGUGGUCUCCGCCGCGCCGCCGCUGCUCAAACUGCUGAGGAUGCAUCCCUGCUUCCCUGACGUGCAUAAACAGGUUGUAGGAAAGUUCCAAAUGAUUCCACUGGGCAAUAAACGCAAGCGUCAGACGGACGAUCUGUCGCUGGUAGUGGAGCCGCUCACGUACUCCGAGUCCGCCAAGAAGUACGGCCUCGAGUUCCAACAGGUCACUACCAGAGACCGGUCCGCGCAACAGAAGCUGACUUCGUUACCACGAGAGGCAUUCCCUGAGCGAUUCCCGCUGUCUGACGUGGCGGCCAUGGCGUUCUGUCCCAUCCUCAAGCAACAUCAGAAGCUAGCCGUGGCCAUGCACGUCGGAUUCAUCAUCAUCAUGAACGUAUGAUACUCGUCUACACAUAGUACCUAAUAAAUAUUGUAGAAAGAACCUCGUAUGUAAUAUUUUCAUCAAGCUAAACUCGACCGAAAUUAAUAAGCAAUCUUGACCCAUUUUUUGAUAAUCUAGAUGGACGUCUUCAGUUUAUAAAUUAGGUGAAGCGUUUCAAAUACAAGUCAAUGCGUUGAUUUUUGGUGCUAUCUAAGAAUAAUAUUCGGAGAUAGAGAUUGUGCUCCAUUAUUAAUUUCGGCGAUGGUACAGCUCAGCAUUAUAACGCCGACCAAUAUUUAUUUGGCAUCAGAUUCAAAUUGUGUAACCUUUCGGAUCCCAGGGGUGACUCUUUGGAUAAGACUAUUUAUAAGAUAUGUAACGCAAUGUUAUCGAAAUGAUUGAGUGAGUGACAUUUAAUUUAUAUUAUCGUGACUUCCUAAAUUGGAAGGAUGUUUGGUUGAAUGAAUGUCUGUGUGCUGCUGUGGUUUUAUAUUAUAACGGUGUUUAUGUGGCCUAAGUCUUAUAAUUAAAUUAUGUGCGCCGAGCGUUACAAAGCGUUCGAUCACAACAGUAAGCAGCUUUGGCCCGUCUAUAAGUAGUGGUGUGACUCACUGCUGUCAAGAUGAUGCAAGAGAUGUGUCGAGUUUGAUUCUCAUAUCAGUUAUAUCUGAACACAGAAAACAGUUAUCAUGAAUGAAUGUUUAGGAGAAUACCAAAGAAAAAACGUAGAAUGUAAAAUUUCACGAAGUAAUCAUUGCUAGCGUUUUGUCAUUCAAAUCAUGGGAAGAAAAGAGAGCAGCACAAAGUGUCAUGUUUGUGGGGGGUGAUUCAAGUGCUUCCAGUACAUGUUAGGUAGAUUUGCUGUGACAGCAUGAUAAAGGAAUUUAGCUGAGAAAUUUGGGAUUUCGUAAAGACCGGCGCAUGAUGAAAUUCGAGAUAACGCAAGAUAGUACGCAAAAAAGUCAAGAUAGGAAGAUGGUAUCCGCGAUCUCCGUAUAUACCAGUUUCUAUUGGUUAUUGAGGGGAUAGGCUCGGUGUUAUGUCCAACAUAUCAUGCGAUGGACGUUAUCGAUAUGAGUGAUUACUUUGUUUGUGACCGAUAGGAGAAACGUCACAGAGUGAAGAGAAAAUAUUCGUUUCAAUGCCGGUACUGACUAAUGGUUCCGAGGGCUAAGCUUAGCGAGACAUUAGCUCAGUUGGUACUACGUUUUAUUAAAAGGACGUAAAGUUAUUAAAGAUAACAAUUUGUUAUUAGUUGUUUGUAUCGAAAAAUUAAUGAGACUAAUCGAUGUUUUAGUAUUUAUUGUGUUUUGCAGAAAAAGUAUGUAAAAAGAACAAAUUCUUGCGACGUGGAAAUGUAUAAUUGUUUUUAUACGACGCCAACUCGUUUUAACAAAAUGUGAAUUAUCGACUGUCUAACAUAUUUAUUACCUAAACAUGUCUGCAUGUAUAUACUUUCUUUUAAGAUUAAUAACAUAAUUUUAACAUUUUAUGAUUGAAUAUAAUUUUAUUCUUGCAAUAUUAUGUUGUCCAUUUAUAUUUUUGUUUUUAAAAAUGGUCGAUAAUCUGAUGAUUUAAACGCCACUAAGGGUAAAUGUAUAUAUUCCUGAGUUGUAUUUAUUAGCUUAUAAAUAUUGUUUAAGGAUUUAGAUGUUAUGUGAAAUCACAUAAAUAUGUAAAUUUUAUUUUUGUUAUGUAUAUUAAGUACGUAUAAGUUGGAUAUCCGGCCGCUACAUUACUUUGAUUUAGCUAUGAUACAAUUAUAUGGAUAUGUCUUUCGAAGUAAAUUUACUUCAAAGUGGUUGGUACAUAGGUACCUAACAGUUGAUAUUCUGCAUUCAGUGUUCGUUACACCAUCAAUAAUUAGCUAUUGGGCUAUUGGUAAAGCCAUGUCCAUAUAAUGUUUUCUUUAAAAUAAUUUGAAUUAACCAAACUAGCGGCCCAAUAUCAAAUCUAUAAAAUGUUGCGUCUUGUUUCUAACUUCUUUAAGUUUGUGCGUAAUCUGUGAAAAUAGUUUUUAUUACUUUCUGCAUUUACAUAUUUUUUACAAUAGCAACAACGAAGGUAAACUUUACUGCUACACAACUACAAAGUGGUUUUUAUUCCAUAGACGAGCAGUAGACACAGUUAUUAAAUUGGCGGAUUCUCGACCUUACGUCUAAUGGGAGAAAUUCCAAAAUUGAGUGCGUUCGCAAUGAUGACGCACUUAUUAACUCAUACUCGAUUUUAAGCUUGUUCAUUUCAACCACAAUAAAUUGUUGUGGUGUGGCGACAAGCUUUCCUUGACGACAAUGUACAGAAUGCGUCAUUGGUGACAAUUUUUCUUCAUUGUCCACCCUUUUUCAGUGGAAAUAUAUUUUCCUGUCUACUGUAGGUAGAUUUGAGUUUUAAACAAUCAUUAGUAGGUGUCAUAUUAUAUUCUAUCCGAAUAUAUCGUGUAUAUUUAUAUGGGUUCAAUUUGUAAAUCCGUUAUUUUAUAAACAUCACAUUAUUUUAAACUUAAUUUGCCAAAAAUGUAAGGCUCAAAGGCUAUUCAGUGUCUAAAAACUUGCAACACUUAUAAUCUCAGUUGCCAUUAAAAAUAAUACUUAUUAAUUAUAUUAUAUGAGGCGAUUAGUAAUAUCGAAGUAACCGUGUAUUGGUAGAAUAUGUAGAUUAAGAUAUUUAUUCUUAGGUAAUAUCAGAAACUUUAUAUCGGAUUCUACAGUGAUAUUAUUAUUUAACUCCCUUGUAUAUCUUGUUUGAUUGUGAUACGCUUGUUGCAAAUAAACCUUUUUUAAAUAUAAA